AGCCACUUGACCCUCAUUCUACCACACAGCCCUCAGAGACCCAACAUUUGUGCACAGUCCAAACCUCAGAGGCCCAGACAUGAGUAAGUCCUAUUCAGCUUCUGCCGAGACGGCUUCCUCCUACCGCCGAACCUUUGGCUCUGGUGUGGGCUCCUCAAUUUUCACUGGCCGUGGAUCCUCUGGCUCCUCUCGUUUGUCCUCCAGAGUUUAUGAGAUGACCAAGUCCUCCUCAGCUCCCAUUUACUCCAGCCAACGUGCUUCCAGCUCCUCCUAUGGUAGUGCAAUGGUCCGUUCCUACGCUGGCCUUGGUGAGAAGCUGGACUUCAAUCUGGCUGAUGCCAUGAACCAGGACUUCCUCAAUACACGCACAAAUGAGAAGGUAGAGCUGCAACAUCUGAACGACCGCUUCGCCAGCUACAUUGAGAAGGUGCGCUUCCUAGAGCAGCAGAACCAAGCACUGAUGGUGGAGAUUGAACGUGUGCGGGGCCGCGAGCCAACACGUAUUGCAGAGAUGUAUGAGGAGGAGAUGAGAGAGCUACGCAGACAGGUAGAUGCACUGACCAAUCAGAGGUCUUGCGUUGAGAUAGAGAGGGACAACCUGGCCGAUGACCUCCAAAAGCUAAAACUAAGACUUCAGGAGGAGAUCCACCAGAAAGAGGAAGCUGAGAACAACCUCUCUGCUUUUAGAGCUGAUGUAGAUGCUGCCACUCUGUCCAGGCUGGACCUGGAAAGACGCAUUGAGGGGCUUCAGGAGGAGAUUGCAUUCCUCAAGAAGAUCCACGAAGAGGAAAUCCGUGAGCUGCAAACCCAGAUGCAGGAGACUCAGGUGCAGGUCCAAAUGGACAUGUCCAAGCCAGACCUGACUGCUGCCCUAAGGGACAUCCGUGUGCAGUAUGAGGCGAUUGCUGCCAAGAAUAUCCAAGAGGCUGAGGAGUGGUACAAAUCCAAGGUGUCAGAUCUGAGCCAGGCAGUAAACAAGAAUAAUGAUGCUCUGAGACAGGCCAAGCAGGAGUCCAUGGAGUUCCGUCACCAGAUUCAGUCCUACACUUGCGAGAUCGACUCUCUCAAGGGAACCAAUGAGUCUCUGAUGAGGCAGAUGAGGGAGAUGGAAGAAAGGCUGGGUCAUGAGUCCGGUGGUCAACAGGACACCAUUACCCGCCUGGAAGGUGAGAUCACUAAAAUGAAGGAUGAGAUGGCUCGCCAUCUGCGUGAGUACCAGGACCUGUUGAACGUAAAGAUGGCACUUGAUGUUGAGAUCGCCACCUACAGGAAGCUUCUGGAAGGAGAAGAAAGCAGGAUUACUCUGCCUGUACAGUCAUUUUCUAGCUUGAGUUUUAGAGAGACCAGCCCAGAGCAGCAGCACCUUCACCAGCCACAGCGCUCAUCUGAGGUCCACUCUAAGAAAACAGUUUUGAUCAAGACCAUUGAGACCCGUGAUGGCGAGGUCGUCAGCGAGUCCACACAGCACCAGCAGGACAUUGUUUAAAAUCCAUAAUACAGAUUUUAAUUUCGUCAAAUCUCUAACCCUAAUAUAGAUUUUUACUGAUGGCCUCAUGUUUUGUAUGCACACCCAGCCUUGUCAUGACCCAUGACCACAGUGUGGAUAAACACAAUGACAAAAUGAAUGUGAGCAAAAGAACAAGAGAGAUAAGAGAUUGAGUGGAAUCAGACCUGCAAUACACAUAUAGUGAGGAGAGUCCUGAAAGUGAUCAGUUGAUCUCAAAGUUUCUGUUUGUAUGAAUGUACACGUGCACAUGUGGUUGGGUCAUAUUUUAAGAAAUCGUGUUCCACCUCUACAAAAAGACGUUAAUAAAGAUUCACUGUGCUUUUCUCCUAUAAAA
Messenger RNA from Xyrauchen texanus (razorback sucker), 1841 nucleotides. It is a transcript of the gene desma, whose product is annotated as desmin a. Gene Ontology annotation, cellular component: cell-cell junction; sarcolemma; intermediate filament. Lineage: Eukaryota; Metazoa; Chordata; Actinopteri; Cypriniformes; Catostomidae. The record is from RefSeq and is a predicted model, not a curated record. Gene Ontology annotation, biological process: skeletal muscle organ development. The transcript is spliced from 9 exons. Bases 80 to 1486 code for a protein of 468 amino acids.